AUAAGAAUUCAAUUUUAAAUUGUACAAAAUGUUUCACUGAAUUGCACAAAUCCUUUUCAAACUUCCUCAAAAGACAGGAAGUCGAAGUAACUGACAAAAAGAAGCAGAUCCUAGUAUACUGUAUCUCAGUCCUGUGUUACACGGUGUAACUCCAUGCCUUCUUUUAUAAAUAUUACACUGGUCAAGUUUGCCUAAGGGGAGAGAAUUAAAGAUGGAUGACAUUGAUGCAAUGUUCAGCGACCUGCUGGGGGAGAUGGACCUCUUAACAGCAAGUUUAGGGGUAGAAACUGUUCCACCCCAGUCUCCAUCCAGUUCACAUAAAGAGGUCAACUUCUCGAUUGGUUUUAAGGAUCUGAACGAGUCCUUGAACGCUCUUGAAGACAAUGACCUAGACGCGCUGAUGGCCGAUCUGGUGGCAGACAUCAAUGAAACAGAGGAGAACCUGACAGGGCAGAGACAGGCCAGCCACGGCAGUCUGCCCCCGCCGCCGCCACCGGAGCAGCAGCAUCGCUCUGCAGCCUCUGCUCCCUCUUCAUUCCCGCCACCUCCUCACAGCCUCCCAGCCGCGAGACCUCCGGGACCCUCCUCACAGCCGCUCCCACCCCCGGAGCCUCCAAAACAGCUGACAAAGGAAGAAAUUGAGGUCCAGGCCAAAGCUGACAAAAUAAAACUUGCUUUGGAAAAACUGAAAGAAGCCAAAGUUAAAAAGCUUGUCAUAAAAGUGAUCAUGACUGAUGGCAGCUCCAAAACGCUGAUGGUGGAUGAAACACAGACUGUCCGUGAUAUCUUAGACAACCUCUUUGAGAAGACACAUUGUGACUGCAACACCGACUGGUGUUUGUAUGAAUGUAACCCUGACUUACAAAUAGAGAGAAGUUUUGAAGACCACGAAAAUGUAGUGGAACUUUUGUCUCAGUGGACACGAGACAGCGAAAACAAAAUUCUUUUUCUUGAACGUAAAGAUAAAUAUGCAGUUUUCAAAAACCCUCAGGACUUUUAUCUUGGGAACAAAGGAAAGAAAAAUGAACAAAGGGAAAUGAAGGACAAGGACAAGGAGUCUCUUUUGGAGGAAAGUUUCUGUGGAACGUCCAUCAUUGUACCAGACCUUGAAGGGGCUCUUUAUCUGAAAGAAGAUGGAAAGAAGUCCUGGAAACGGCGCUACUUUCUUCUUCGGGCUUCUGGAAUUUAUUAUGUGCCCAAAGGAAAGACCAAGACAUCACGCGAUUUGGCAUGCUUCAUACAGUUUGACAACGUGAACAUCUACUAUGGCACUGAGUACAAAGUCAAAUACAAGGCACCUACAGACUACUGUUUUGUCCUCAAGCACCCUCAGAUCCAAAAGGAGUCUCAGUACAUCAAAUACCUGUGUUGUGACGACAAGUACAUGAUGCACCAGUGGGUGACGGCAAUACGAAUAGCCAAGUAUGGAAAGACACUUUAUGACAACUACAAAGUAGCAGUGCAGAGAGCUGGACUGGCCUCCCGCUGGUCAAACUUAGCUGCUGCAAACACCACAAAGUCUUCUGGACCUCCCAGAGGUAAAGCAAAAGUUGCCAUAGAAGCCAAUGGGCAUGCAGCCCAAGCCCCUGCACACACGACUCUCAGCAAAGCCUUCCCUGAAGCCUGGAAGCGGGCAGAGGCCAAGGACAAUGCCAGGGACGGAGCGAACGAUCCCUCCUCGCUGCCGCCGCCUCCAGAGGAAUUCCUGCCCCCUCCUCCGCCGGACCCUGUGCUCCCACCACCACCUCAGCCCUGCCUCAUCGCGGCCCCCAGAAUGGCGCCCCCCCAUGGCCAGCCAAUCUGCUUCCCCCCUCCACCGCCGGCCGAAGACCAGUCCCUGCCCCCUCCCCCCGACGACCUCCCAGAGCCGCCCCCCGACUUCCUGCCCCCUCCUCCCGCCCCUACAGCGCCCAGUGCUGCCCCUGCCCCCCGAAAAGUAGCUCCCCAGCCCCCCAAGAGGACAACCCCUGUGUCGGCCGGGGGUGGGCAGGAAGACUUCAUGUCAGAGCUGAUGAAGGCCAUGCAGAAGAAGAGCAACAAGUGAGGACCCCCGGACCUUGUGAGACCACAGGAAGAGGAGCCCCCUCUUCUGCACUCCCAGCUCACCGUGCAGGACCUCCAGUCCUGCAGGAGUGUGGGCCGGGAGCUCACCUCUGCUGUGUCCUGAACUGUACAGAGGACGUGCAAAUCAAGCAUGCUUUCUUCUGCUUUCUGCAGUGGGAUUUCUACGUUCAUGUUCCUCGGACCGCAGUCACGUUUGAAAAAAGACAAGCGUGAAGCUACGUAGUAUAUCUGAGUCAAAAUUAAACUAGUUUGCUGGUCGAAUUGAGGAUCUUGGCUGUCACGUCAUAAUUCCAGGGGUAAAUUUGUUGUUUUAGGAAAAAUAUGUUGCAUAUGUUUUAUAGAACGGGUGAUAAAGCAAUUGAAUCCUUCUAAAGGAAAACACGCCAUUGUGCUGGUUAUUGUAAUAUGAAAGAAUUUAUACUGCUGGGAGCUGAACAGUAAGUAACCGCAUGAUAUCUGCUUAAAACACCAAAAUGUGUUCAAUUUGGUGGAAGCCAAAGAUUUAAAGUUAUUUAUUUUCUCCUGUGUAUGUUCACAAACAUUUCCAUAGUUAAGAGAUUUCAGGAACUGUAAAAUAUAUUCACUGAGACAUGUUAAUAUUUUGUUAGCAGUUUAAUGUAAAGUAUGGAUU
This is a messenger RNA of Lepisosteus oculatus (spotted gar), 2695 nucleotides long. Lineage: Eukaryota; Metazoa; Chordata; Actinopteri; Semionotiformes; Lepisosteidae. The record is from RefSeq and is a predicted model, not a curated record.